CUCUGGAGGGGCGGGGCGGGGCGGGGCGGCGCCGCGGGAGCGCCAGCUUCUGCGGGCGGCGGGAGCCUCCGUCGGCAGCUCUCUGUCUUCUCCUUCGCAGCCUGCCCCCACGCGCACCUUUCCUCUUGCGUGUGAGGUGCGCUCGUCGUGUGUUGCAUUCGCUGCCGUUGCGCUUCAGGUGAGGGAGGGGGGGAAGGAGAAAGCGAGCGAGGAGGCGUUCACUCCCCCUCCCUCCUCAGCGCCUCAUCGCCGGCGCUACCCGCUUCUCUUUCCCCGGGAAAAUACAGCAGCCCCCUGCCAAGAUGGGCUGCACGCUCAGCGCCGAGGACAAGGCGGCUGUGGAGAGGAGCAAGAUGAUCGACAGGAACCUGCGCGAGGAUGGCGAGAAGGCGGCCAGGGAGGUCAAGCUGCUCCUCUUAGGAGCUGGUGAAUCAGGGAAAAGCACAAUUGUCAAACAAAUGAAGAUUAUCCAUGAAGCUGGUUAUUCAGAAGAAGAAUGUAAACAAUACAAAGCUGUUGUCUACAGUAACACCAUUCAGUCCAUUAUUGCUAUCAUUAGAGCAAUGGGGAGGUUGAAGAUAGACUUUGGUGAUCCAACCAGGGCUGAUGAUGCUCGUCAACUAUUUGUGUUAGCUGGAGCAGCAGAAGAAGGAUUUAUGACUGCAGAACUUGCUGGAGUUAUCAAGAGACUGUGGAAAGACAGUGGAGUUCAAGCUUGUUUCAACAGAUCUAGAGAAUACCAGCUUAAUGACUCUGCUGCCUAUUACUUGAAUGACUUGGACAGGAUAGCACAAACCAGCUACAUUCCAACUCAACAGGAUGUUCUCAGGACUAGAGUGAAAACUACAGGAAUAGUGGAAACUCAUUUUACUUUCAAAGAUCUUCAUUUUAAGAUGUUUGAUGUUGGAGGUCAAAGAUCAGAGCGGAAGAAGUGGAUUCAUUGUUUUGAGGGUGUUACAGCAAUUAUUUUUUGUGUGGCAUUAAGUGAUUAUGACUUGGUCUUGGCUGAAGAUGAGGAAAUGAAUCGGAUGCACGAGAGCAUGAAAUUGUUUGACAGUAUCUGCAACAAUAAAUGGUUCACAGACACUUCUAUUAUUCUCUUCCUAAACAAGAAAGAUCUCUUUGAAGAAAAAAUCAAAAGGAGUCCUCUCACUAUUUGCUACCCUGAAUAUGCAGGAUCAAAUACUUAUGAAGAAGCAGCUGCUUACAUUCAAUGCCAGUUUGAAGAUCUGAACAAGAGAAAAGACACAAAGGAAAUCUACACUCAUUUCACAUGUGCCACAGAUACAAAGAAUGUGCAAUUCGUUUUUGAUGCUGUAACUGAUGUCAUUAUAAAAAAUAACCUUAAAGACUGUGGCCUCUUCUAAGAGCAAACAAAAAUUUGUUAAAUGGUAAAUUAAAUGCCUGAAAAACAGGACUUUGGCAUUUGGAAUAUGCCUAUGUAGUGUAAAACUUACAUAGAUAUACUUAAUUCUCUUUAUUUUAUUUUUAGGUUUGAAGAAUGACUUCACAUAAUUCUAAUCUGAUUGGUUUCAAGGUGAAAGAAAUACAAAAUAUGUUGUGUUGAAUGAUAAACCAGUACUGUACUUGCCUGUUUUAACAGCUUUAUUUAUGUUUGUCUUGUAAAUUUAAGUAAUUGGGUAACUUUGAGAUGUCUUUUGACUGUAUGUAUUCUUAUAAUUGUAGUAAUGUAUUUGUAUAAACAUUGAACAGAAUAUUUUAGUAACUUGAUGUCCUCUAAAAUUUCCAUGUUUUAUUAAAAUGCUCUUAGAGGGGAUGGACACUUUUUGCCUUUGGAUUAUUUAAACAUCUUGUAAAAUUAAAUUUUCUUUUCAUCAGAAGGGUGCAUGCUGCCUUAUUCUUUACUUUUGGUAAUAUUGUAUAUGGUGUUAGUUUUUUGAUAUUUAAACAGCUCCCUACACCUGCUCAGAUUUAAAGAGACAUAAUCAAUAAAACUUGUUUUUUUGCCUUAAGUUUUGAAAAAAUCUUUUUAUAAAUUUAAGAUAAAUACAAAAAUUAUUUUUAAAAUUUAAUUGAAAUCCACAGCUUAUGAAACUUGGGCUUGCAGUCUUUGCAGUGCAAAUGUGGCACAGCUUAUGAAACUUGGGCUUGCAGUCUUUGCAGUGCAAAUGUGGCAACACUGAGAAAUUGAAUUUAAGGUUCAUUGAUUGUUGAAGUUGAUGGAAAUGCAAAAAGGAAGUUGUUAAAACACACACAUACAGUAAUGAUAAAGUCUAAAUCUGUGGUCUUUACUCACUGGAGUGAAUGGACAAGUUACCUUUUGAUUUUUUUAUUGACCAUUAACAAAGGUUGGACUACAGAGUAAAAGGAGGUUUUUCUGCUUACUUGAGAAGUAAAAUCAGGUUCUCCUUAAACUCUUUGCUAUUUUCUGGUAAUAAAACUAGUUUGAUAAUGAUAGGAAAUUAGGACCUCCCAUGAGACAUGGCACAGUGGUCUCAGUAUUUAGAACAGGAUGACUUAGUGACUUGUAGAUGUUCUUUACCCCUCUACUGAUAUUUAAACUCUAACACUUUCUUUAAAGAGAGUUAGUUUAAAAAAUACUAUUUUUAUUUCUGGUUAUGCUUUCUUUGUGACUUGCUGUCUUAGUGUCAUCAUGCAUUGCCUUAUGAUUAGUGCCAGAACUGAUUUUUAUACCUAUCUUAAAAAGAAUAAGCUUCUAUUUGUAAAUAAGUUCAUGGAUGGUUGUCUUCAAUGUAUUUUGUCAUCCAGAAUAUUUAAAUGUACCAAACUUUGAAAUAUGAUUUUUCUAUAAUUGUUAGACUAUAUCAGGCAGCUACUGUACACCCUAAGUUGUUCAAGAAAGAAAAAAGUCUUUGAAUCUGUUGAUAUUUUUGCAUAUUAUCUUAGCAUAUAUCUUCUUAGAAAUGUUCAACCAAAAUAUCUCAAUCAUUGUUCUUUUACUUAAUUUUUAAUUGUGUAUAUGUUUCAUUUAGGCUUCAGCUUGAGUAAAUUUUACUUGUACUCUUCAUUCUUUGAUGCUUCCAUUGUUAGAUAUAGAAUUGCUAAAUGCUUUUCAAAUGAAAGAUUAGAAAGGAGCUAUUAAUUUAUUGCUAGAGGUUAUUGAAUAUAUUCACACACUAUGAGGUUUUUUUUUGUUUUGUUUUGUUUUUUUAGCAGUUAUGGUAAACAGUCUCUAUAUCCUGGGCUGCUUUUAAUUGUGCUUUUACAGUUCUGGAUAUGUAACUGAUUUUUAACCUCAUUGAAAUACUUUGUGGCAACUGUAUUUACAUCCACAUUUGAGCUGGAUUUUGUACUUAAUGUAAAACUUAAUGUAAAAAAAUUGGAAUUAAUCAAAUUACUAAAGUAAAUAAAUCUAAACUCUUCA
Dromaius novaehollandiae (emu) is the source of this 3346-nucleotide messenger RNA. RefSeq names its product G protein subunit alpha i1 (gene GNAI1). Bases 303 to 1367 code for a protein of 354 amino acids. NCBI's taxonomy places the organism in Eukaryota, Metazoa, Chordata, Aves, Casuariiformes, Dromaiidae. Gene Ontology annotation, biological process: adenylate cyclase-modulating G protein-coupled receptor signaling pathway. The transcript has 8 exons. Gene Ontology annotation, molecular function: GTPase activity; G protein-coupled serotonin receptor binding; GTP binding. Gene Ontology annotation, cellular component: heterotrimeric G-protein complex. The record is from RefSeq and is a predicted model, not a curated record.